CCGCUGAGGACGGCUACUUUAGGAGCAGCACCAAACACUGGAUGCUUCAGAGGGCAGCAGCUAUGAACAGAUGCUUGAGCGGAUGACCACGACUGUGGAGAAGAUCAGUAGAAGACGACGCACUACUGCGCCCGUGUUCAGCAGGAGCAUUUCCUCCAAUUCAAAGUGAGACUGAAGAAGAAAAAAACUGAGGAAAAGUAUCUUGAGGGAGUGAAAUUCCUUCCAUCACAGCUUCAUCCCAGUUGUUGCACCAGUCCUGUUGGUCCAUCCACCAUGGACCGCUCCGCUCAGGAACUCUUCCUCAACUUCAUGAUUGUCUUAAUCACCGUACUGCUGAUGUGGCUGUUGGUGAAAAUGUACCAGGACUGAAGCACUAAGAACCAAGAGACGGGCGGGGUGCAAAACGAUGAGAAGAGGCUGCAAGGGGGGCACUUUAGUCCCGGGAUUGUGUUUACGUGUUUCCUUUUAGGGUCACUGGUCUGAUCCUGGGCCCCAUCGUUCAUAUGAGCUCAAAUAUCAGUCAUGGCUCUCUCUGACAACAUCCACGUUUGUACUCUUCAAUAAUACAGCUGCAUGUUUCAGGCAGGUGCCAAAAAGUAAUGGGAGGUGGGAAUAAAAAUGCAAUAACAGUUCAUUUUCAAUGGAAUGAAGCUGCUCGGCGCUGAACUGUCAAAAUAAAAUGCUGCUGUCUCUGUUA
Oryzias latipes (Japanese medaka) is the source of this 697-nucleotide messenger RNA. It is a transcript of the gene sln, whose product is annotated as sarcolipin. Lineage: Eukaryota; Metazoa; Chordata; Actinopteri; Beloniformes; Adrianichthyidae. Gene Ontology annotation, cellular component: membrane. The record is from RefSeq and is a predicted model, not a curated record. Gene Ontology annotation, molecular function: enzyme regulator activity.